UGGUUGGUUUUCUAUUUUCCAUUCCUUUUUCUGGUCAUUGUGUCUGGUUUUUACAAAUGGUAACAUCGACUUGUUCUAUGAAUUAUAGAAAGUGAGCUUAUUUUAAUAAAUUUCUCACUAAAAUAGAAUAUACCCUUUACCCAAAAGACAGUGACAAACACCAACCUCAGCUUCUCACACUAGAAAGUCCCAAUCUCUGAGCUUGAUUUAUGAUAUGCUUUCUGGGGUUCUCUUUCUUUGAUAUUAUUUCUCUUGCGAGCUUUAACUGUUUCAUUAGUGUUUGAUAUUUGGUUCAUACUACAGAAUUUGUUUUCUGGUUCAUUACUUGUUCAAAAGAACAUAUAGGAUUUUCUUGACUUGAGUUGGUUCUAUUUGGUCAGCUGUUUGAUUUGUUUUCUGGUUUUUUCUUUGAAAGAGGAUAGAGUUGAAUGCAUUUUGUAUGAUAAAAGGCUUGACAGAAAAAAAAAAAAAAAAAAAAACACAGAAGGGAAAAAGAGUAUUUCAAGAGCCAAAAAAACUAAACUUUUCAAGUUCAAUAUGUCUGUUGCUUUGUUAUGGGUGGUGUCCCCCAGUUCUGAGGUCUCCAAUGGCUUUGGAUUCCUCGAGUCAGUCCGGGAGGGAAACCGGUUAGUAGAUUCACCAAAUUUGAUGUGUAAUGGCAGACUCAAGAAGGGUAAGAAGCAGAGGUGGAAUUGUAGCCCUCCCUAUGGUGAUUUGAGGUAUUCCUACUUGGGUGAGUCAGGGUUUGAGAAUGGAGCAAAAUUCCCAGUUCUUUCGAGCAUGGUAGCAAACCCGGCUCACGAAAUCGUGGUCACGUCGGAGCAGAAGGUUUAUGAUGUGGUGUUGAAGCAGGCAGCCUUGAUGAAGAAGCCGUAUAGUAGGUCUACUGAUGAUCUCGAUGUGAAACCGGAUAUUGUUCUUCCGGGGACACUGAGUGUGUUGAGUGAAGCUUAUGACCGGUGUGGUGAAGUUUGUGCAGAGUAUGCCAAGACAUUUUACUUGGGAACUCUGCUAAUGACCCCCGAGAGGCGAAGAGCUAUAUGGGCAAUAUAUGUGUGGUGUAGAAGGACAGAUGAGCUUGUUGAUGGGCCCAAUGCAUCACACAUAACACCUAAAGCUUUGGACAGGUGGGAGUCAAGGCUAGAAGAUCUCUUUCAAGGACGGCCUUUUGAUAUGCUUGACGCUGCUCUAUCAGACACAGUAAUGAAGUUUCCUGUUGAUAUACAGCCAUUCAAAGAUAUGAUUGAAGGGAUGAGGAUGGAUCUUAAAAAGUCGAGAUACAAAAACUUCGAUGAGCUAUAUCUCUAUUGUUACUAUGUGGCCGGGACUGUUGGAUUGAUGAGUGUUCCAAUUAUGGGAAUUGCACCUGAUACAAAGGCAACAACAGAGAGCGUCUAUAAUGCUGCCUUGGCAUUAGGAAUUGCAAAUCAGUUGACCAACAUACUCAGAGAUGUUGGAGAAGAUUCUAGAAGAGGAAGGGUUUAUCUACCACAAGAUGAACUGGCACAGGCAGGGCUCUCGGAUGAAGACGUAUUUACCGGAAAGGUAACAGAUAAGUGGAGGAAGUUUAUGAAGAGUCAAAUUAAGAGGGCAAGGAUGUUCUUCGACGAGGCAGAGAAAGGAGUCACAGAACUCAGCUCAGCUAGUAGAUGGCCGGUGUGGGCAUCGUUGCUGUUGUAUCGCCAAAUAUUGGACGAGAUUGAAGCCAACGAUUAUAACAACUUCACGAAGAGGGCUUACGUUAGCAAACCGAAGAAGAUACUUGCAUUGCCAAUUUCAUAUGCAAAAGCUCGUAUUCAACCAUCAAGAAGGUCAUCUGUUCUGGCAUAGGCGUGAACGGAACCAUAAAAAAGGGCUAGCAUAGUGUGCACGAGGCUCCCGCCAUUGCAUGAACAUAACCAUGAACAUCAAAAUUGUAAAACCGAUAGCAUUAUAUAAUUGGAGGUAAAGGGGGAGAUGUAUGUAUACUAAUGUUGUUGUAAUGCAGUGCAAAUUGAUUUCAUCAAUACUAGAAUAGCUUUUUUUCCUA
This is a messenger RNA of Cornus florida, 2029 nucleotides long. RefSeq names its product phytoene synthase 2, chloroplastic-like. Gene Ontology annotation, molecular function: geranylgeranyl diphosphate synthase activity. Gene Ontology annotation, biological process: carotenoid biosynthetic process. The transcript has 6 exons. NCBI's taxonomy places the organism in Eukaryota, Viridiplantae, Streptophyta, Magnoliopsida, Cornales, Cornaceae. The record is from RefSeq and is a predicted model, not a curated record. The coding region runs from base 538 to 1830 and encodes 430 amino acids.